Dunckerocampus dactyliophorus (ringed pipefish) is the source of this 6761-nucleotide messenger RNA. RefSeq names its product NHS-like 2 (gene nhsl2). The record is from RefSeq and is a predicted model, not a curated record. Lineage: Eukaryota; Metazoa; Chordata; Actinopteri; Syngnathiformes; Syngnathidae. The coding region runs from base 729 to 4538 and encodes 1269 amino acids. The transcript has 10 exons. Gene Ontology annotation, biological process: cell differentiation.
GUUUUGACUAAUAAUUACAUUUGUUUGAUGAUUUGAGACAUUUAAGUGUGACAAACAUGCAAAACAAUAAGAAAUCAGGACGAGGGCAAACAAUUUUUGUGGCUUAAUCAGGUUCAAAAUAUUAAAAACAUCUCUCGGUAUGAGUGAGUCAAAACUGAGCAUUAUUAUUAUCUCUUUUGUUUGUGCAGGUGUGCCGAUACAAUGAUGUGAAGUAUGAUGUCCACAUACUUUUGUCCAUGUGGCACAUCCCUCCUCAGUUUUCCAGUCACAUUGCAGCCAGCCCCCAUUAGAAACCCUCCCCUCUCCGUCUUAUUUCUCGCUCUGCCUCCCUCCAGCGCUCUCACGCACUCCGGCCUCUGAUUGGCUGCUGCCUGCCUGGCUCUUUAUGAAUUGAGCUGCAGUGCUUGGAUGUGACUGGCUGGUUGCUAAUCAACACAACGAGCUAUCUCUCCCUCUCUCUCUCACGCUCAUACACACAUGCUAACUGACACGCUAACAUAUGAUUAGCCAACAGCUCACGUAAGCAAGGUGCAGUGAUGCUCCCUCUCUCUCUCUGUUGCUCAAUGUUUCUCUGUCUGGCUCACAUACUCAGCCUCGCACUCAUGGGAUGCAGGCGCCGCGGGGUGACGCUGUGACGCCUUUUUGCCUCACUCACACACGCACCUUCGUCUUUUUGUCUUUCACUCCCUGCAUUGCCUCUUGUGUGUUGGUGGAAUGCCACUGCUGUGAUGUUUUGGGACAGGAAGAAUAGUAUGGGCAAUUCCCAAAAGCGGCCCAAAGGGAGACACAGACCCAAAUCGGCAACAGCCACCAGCGGACUCGAGGCGGAGGGCGCCAGGCGUGGAGGCACGAGCAGCAGCCGCGGCAACGACGCUAACCACAGCAGUAGCAGCGGCGGCGGCGGCGGCGGACGAGGAGGAAGCGGCGGCAGCGGCAACUGCACGGCCCACUUCAGGUCUCCAUGGCAACAGAGCGUGAACGUGUUUGGCUCGUGGAGCAGGCCCGAGUGUGUCGAAGAGCUGCACCAGCAGGCGCAGCUUAACCUCCAGAGCUUGCUGCAAGACUUUGAGGAGCAGCUCUACGACGCCAAGUUGACCGGUCAGACAUUCCGCCAUCCGCCCUCACAAAGCUCAGACGACGCGUCUGCCUCUUACUCCCCCGGCUCUCCUGGCAACAAGCGGCCCGACUUCAUCUUCCUGCCUGCAUCCAAGCAGCUCUACGAAGACGAGACCGUCACCUCGGUCUUUGGACUGAGGUCCCUUGCCAACCCGUCCCCCUCGCUGUCGCCGUCCCCUUGCGAGUCAGACUGCCCCCCGCUGGGCUGGACUAGAGGACCACCCGUGGCGGAGAAACCUCGCUGGCACCUCGGCAGACGCACAGGUGAAGGGAAAUUCCAUGGUGUGGACCUCCUGCAGCACUCGACGUCCCCAUCCCCCUCUCCAGCGGAGCACUUUCACCAGCCCCGCUCCCUGGAGCCUGUCACGGAUACCCCUCACCAGAGCCUUGCCCUGAGGAAGAUACACUCCGACCUUGACGGCAGCUCACCUGCAGAGAACAUCCUGGAGCGACCAGCAAGCAUGGACCACUCUGGACUAAUUUUCUCCAACACUCCCGCCACCACCUGGAACGGACCUAAAGGCUCCACCUUCUCUCCCGCAGAGUGGAACGAGCCUUACAACUACAGCGUGAAGAAAGGGCCGGCAGUCCCACCAAAACAGCACAGCAUCAUUGGUCAUACGGGAGGUGGGGCUCAGGAAGGCGUGAUGUUAGUAAGCUCGGGACAUUUGGCCAGCUCACAGUCCUUCUCAACCACGUCAGAUGCUUCUGGGAGACGAGGGAACAAUACGCAAGGGAUGUCACUGGCAGCUGUCAUGAUGGGGAAGCGGAGUGAAACAGAGGGGGCCAUGGCAGAUGGAGGUAGAGGUGGGGGAGGAGGAUGCAGUGGUGGAGAGGUCUGUAAGGGAAGGGAGAUGUCGGCCCGCUCCAUCGCGGCAGCAAAUGCAUUCAAGUUCCGGGAACGUUCUCUCUCCACACCCACAGACUCGGGCUCCUUUUGCUUUACUGAGAUUAGCACAGACCAACCAGACGGGACCCUCUCGUCCACAGGGAAUGGGAACGUCUCCACAGCUGCGGAGCACCAACGGCAGCAUCAUAACUUCUUGGGUUUGGGAGAGAACUACGCUCUGCUCUAUCCCAGAGGAAGUUCUGAGGACAGUGCCAGUACCACUGACACCAUUUCUGUUACAGCUUCUGACUACGGCACUGAAGGACGCUUGCGCAUGCGCUCGCGGUCCAUCUCUCUCAAAAAGUCCAAACGCAAACCACCCCCUCCUGUGAGAAGCGUCUCCCUCAUGAAGAAUCUUGGCAAUGCUGAGGGAAGGAUCCACCAUGGAGGCGCUCUGCAUCGAGAUGGCCGGCCAAAGAGCCUGCACAUCCCAAGGGACCACUUUCCGGACUUCCAGCCCGACUUCCUUUUGCCCAGCUCGUCCUGCUCCUCCAAGUCAGGCGCUCAGCAAGGAGAGCUGGGCCCGGGAGGCUGCGAUGGACCUCCGAACCUGGAGGUGCAUCCACCAGAGAGGGAGGCGGAAGCAACUUUCCCCACCCACUGGCAGCUAGGGGAUUGGAAGAGCAAUGACCCCUACAGGUCUUUAUCAGGCUCCAGCACUGCAACAGGUACCACCGUGAUUGAAUGUAUGAAAGUCAGAGGCAGCUCAGAGUCGUUAGACUCCCCUUCCACUUCCAGAGCCACGUCACCCUCGCAGCUCCUCACGGAAACAGACAUCAAGCCUUCCUCUCCCUUCAAACCCCCAGGACUCAUGUCCCCGUCAAGUGGAUAUUCCAGCCAGUCUGAAACUCCAACCCCAACUGUGCCGCUCAGUCAUGCAGGGGGAGUUGGUUCUGUGGGGAUAUCAGGGUGUAAGAUGCGCCCUAAGAUUCCUGAAAGGAAAUCCUCACUACCAUCACCAAAGGAUCCUACUGCCAGGUCCAGAUUAUCCUUUGAAAUGCCAGGGAAUGCACACCUGGAGCUGUCAUCCAUCAAGCCAAAGCAAAAGGCCAGCAGGCGGCAUUCGGACACGUCCACGGCAGCAAAACCUGGCAAAAUCAGCCCCAGCUCUUCCCAGGUGCUCCCCGUGGUCACCCAGAAUGAGCUAAAAACGAUUCGGCUUCGCUCUGUCUCGCGAGGCGAUCUAGAGGACUUCCCGGACGGUGCGUCGGACACCAUUGAGGAAGAACAGCAGUGCCGAGACUUUGGAGACGACGCCAGUCCGCCUCCCACUCUACCAAAACCUAAGCCACCUGUUGCAGUCAAACCCCCUCUACCAAAGCGGCCCCUCAACCUGCUUCUGAAGUCUCCUUCACCAUCCUCGACGCCCCCCCUCACCUUGGACUCACCCCCAUCAUCGCCUGUGGAGCGGCCCAUACCUCUAGGCAACAUUUACAAAGUGAUGAAGAAACCCAAACCCAAAAAAGCACCGCCAAAAAGUCCUGCAAGUCCAUCAGUGAUCCCAGAUUCUAAUUCUCUGUCCACCACUCAUGCUGUGUAUGACCAGUGUCUCUUUGACCUCCCUCCCCUUCCGGAACCCCAGCCUCUCCUGGAAGACCCUGUGUUAGAGCCAGAAUUCUACGCUGGCUUUCAACUUGGGCCAGAAGAUGGAGGCUCUCUACCCUCUCCUUGCAGUAACCGGGAGGCACCAGAGCUCCAAGACAAAAGCAAGACGCUUCCCUCAAGGACAACCAUCUCCUGUUUGGCAGAGCUCUCUGACAAAAAGAAACCCAAGGUUCCACCCCCCGUUCCCAAGAAGCCUUGCCUCCUACUUCUUCCUUCAUCCGUGCACCCCUCCAGUAACGGCAGCACAGACCGCCAGACGCCACAAACCGACAUUCCGGUGGGCCUCCCGUCUCCUGGAGGAGCUUUCCCACCGGAAGACAUCCCGAUAAGCCCUUGUGCGCCUGAAAUGUCAACACAGGAUGAGAAUCACUUGGGAUUGGACGCUUUGAAGGAGUCUUUGCUUCACUCAUCCUUGUUGGAUUCUUCCUUCGUGGAGCUGGAAGGGACGAUGGCCGCCACUGGGACUGGGGCAGACGACAGCAUGUCCUGCGACAAGACGGUGCUUCACAUUGUGGAGGAAACGGACGAGGACUUCCUGACCAGCAGCACGCCUGCAACACACACCACUGAAGACCUGUUCACCAUUAUACACAGGUCCAAGCGAAAGGUUCUGGGUCGCAAGGAGCCUUCAGACUCCUUUGGAAGCCGGCAGAAUCUGAUGUCCCCAGUCAAGCAGAGUGCCGACUUGCGGAACCUCACCAUGGGCAGCAGCCAGAGGUCCAGCUCUCGCAAUGAGAACUUCAUGGCCCUGCUGCAGAAGAAGGGCAGCAAGUCUUCCAGCGGCGGGGCCAGGGUGUCCGCCGCCGAACUUCUCAAAAGCACAAAUCCUCUGGCACGACGGGUCACAGAGUUCUCGAGCGGCGCUCCAUCAGGUAGCGAGGGGGCAGAGGUGGAGUCCAUCGGUCAAGGCAAACCCAACGACCAGUGAACAAAUGGGCGUUAUCCAGGUCUGGAUAAGCUAGCAAUCAGCGGCUUCGCUCCAACUACAGGCUGAGCAUUUGCAACGUCCAAUCCCAUUGGAGCCGCACACUUUUGGACAAAAUGGUCCCUUACGUGGUUGGAGCCAUAUUAUUCCCUAUCAUAGCGGAUCUCUCAAGGAGAAUAUGAAAGAGUAGAGAGGGGGGUUACAAGCAACGCACUCAGUGGGGAGUAAUAGGGGAUGUGCUGAGACCAGGAAUAUAAGCAUUGGAUAUCUUUUCUCCUGAUGGUGACUACGUACAUGCACCACAGCAUCUGUCGUCUUGUCAAGAACCAUCCAGAAUCCAUGUAUGACUCCUUCGCGGUUCCACCAAGCAGGACAAUGAAGUGAAGGCUUGCUUCCUAGCAUGCAAAAGACAGAUCAUUAAUGACUGACAGAUCUUGAAAGAUUCCAUUUAAUCAUAAAGCACUUUUCUUAAAUGUUUUUUUGUUGAGAGGCCGUUUACACAAUUCAUUCCCUCCAGGGGCACCCUGGAAUGGUGUUAUGUAUUUUUUUUCAUUUCUUUAAUGUUGUUUUUAGGACAUACACAUGAUUAAGAAUCAUCCAGAGAACAUUUGCAGACACUGCCUGUGUGAUGGACGUCACACAUACACACAAAGAACAGAACAGUCUGCACAAGCGUAUGUCUGCACACAAAUCGUCAUCACACCUGCGGAGUUUCUGCAUGGAGAGCAUGAAGCAGGUUAGGGGGAUCAAACAGGGUUUUUUGAGUCGUUUUUUGGUCUCCAAUGACAGGAGUGACGGACUGCCACAAACCAGACCAGAGGGGACCUGAGGGUGUGCGAGAGUGUGCAUGCUCGCAUGUGCUUGUGUGUGUUUACUUGUACACCAUCAACCACCAGGUCAUCUCUUGAGUGGCGACCGGUUCUCGUCACAUUUCACUGCCCCUCCAUGCACUUUCACGCUUUCAUGUAGCAUCUCCUCUUCCUCCCGUCCUAACCUCUCCAAUCACACCCCACACACACACACACACACACACACACUCCCCCACGUUGCAUUAACCUUCCCCUCGUCUUUCCUCUGCCUAUUGGGUCUUUGCAUCCAAGCUGUCAGACGACAGUGGGUGAAUUUCAAUAAGUGGACAAAACAUGCUCCUCCCUGCUCCUUUGGAUGGGUGAAGGUGGCAUCCCAGUUUGGACUCUUUGUGCCACCACUGUGUCAGAGCUCCCCCUAGUGGGUGGAGGAUAUAGAGCCACACAUUAGGAAAGCAGUGAAAGCUCAUCUCUCCUCUGGUUAUGAUGACUCGUCAAGUGGUGCUUUUUUUUUUUUUUUGCUUUUGGAAUAUUUUGUGAAUGGAACUGUGUUUGUUUUGCCUUGUAUACUACCAUUUGGGCACGGGUGUUUUAUUUUAUGUAGUAGAUUUUUUUACGUGCACCCCCUUCCACCAAUUCCUAUAGUACACUUGCCAGUAGAAGUGGUGCAGACUGAGCAGUGAUGCUAAUUUGUAAUGUUAGCAUAGGGAGAGGAAAGAUGGUAAAGUAAAUACAACACAUUGGCUUGGACGUAAUUUAUGUUCCCACCACCCACAAGGGAGCACUGGAAGUGACACGGCAACAAUGGGACCAGAUAAAUUUAAUAUUUAGCACAUUAUUCCCUCAAUGGGAGGAAAGACGGUGGAAAAAGUCGGGAGGUUGGAGGAUGUGUAAUCCCCACACCGCCACAUUUACACCUCUUCUCCUCAGUGUGAAGGGGGAGUGUUCUUUCUUUCCUCCCAGUAAAGAAUUAACAGAGUGGUUUCUAAUCAAAUAAUUUGCAUCAUUUGGAAACGUUGUGAUGUUUGGGGUCAUUUUGAGUGACCUCUCUUGAAUUAAAAGGACACGCGUGUGUUGCAUAAGAUAAUCUCACAGCACACUAGAGGUAUUAGUGCGGGCCAAAGAGUAUAUUUGCCCCCUCACUGCCAAAUUGGGGGUGGCUUACAGUGACAAACAGAUAGAGAGAGACAAAUAAUUAUUGGAUAAUUAUUCUAUUUUUUGUUAUUCCUUAUUGAAAAAAAGACAUAUUUAAAUGAUUAUUCCAUAUAUGUAUUGAAUAACCCUGCCCCUUCCUCCAAAUGCAGUGGUUUGGUUUUAGGUGCCCAGAUGAGCGCAUCACAGCCGGACCAGUGAAAUUAUUCCAUCAUAAAUAAAUUAUUUUUCUUGUGUAAAAGUGCUGUUUGUUUAUCUUCAUUUUUUC